Molecule: messenger RNA, 942 nt
Organism: Macrosiphum euphorbiae (potato aphid)
Lineage: Eukaryota; Metazoa; Arthropoda; Insecta; Hemiptera; Aphididae
Source: the annotation of a GenBank genome assembly
AUGGCUGCAGCGGACGACCAGGUAACGUACGCCGUACCGAGUCUUUUAGAGUUGGCCUACUACGCGUGUGAAAGUGACCAGCGUACAUUUUACGACGAGCUGCCCGUCCCGUCCGUCGACUUACGGGUGUGUUGCGAUUCGAUAUUGAAAAUAAUAAAGUUCAACUCGUCCGCCGAUCGUUUUCAACCAAGUGGCCACCUUCGGUCCAUGUUCGCCAAAGUGCAUCCCUACUACCUCUUGAUCAACAACAUAUUGGAGAUGGCUGCUUUCUCCGGACACAUAAAUUGCAUGAAGUUGGGCCGCGCCAUCGGCGUGCCGUGGUUCACGUCAGACAAAUUGCUGAAAUCGGCGUGCGACGAGGCCGCGUCCACGGGCAACAUGGAGUGCCUUGUGUACGCGCACACCAACGGCAGCCCGUGGAGCUCGGUAACUUGCGAAUUCGCAGCGGAAUCCGACCACCUAGAAUGUCUCAAGUACCUGCAUGAAAAUGGUUGUCCGUGGGACGAAUGGACGUGUACCAACGCCGCGGGAAGCGGCCACAUAGAGUGUCUGGUCUAUGCGCGACGGAACGGCUGUCCGUGGGAUGUGACCUCGUGCUGCAUGGCCGCAAUGGGCGGACACCUGCAGUGCCUCGUGUAUUGCCGGGAGAACGGCUGUCCAUGGGACACUUUCACGUGCGAAAUGGCCGCGAGCUCGGGCAGGCUGGAAUGCUUGAAAUAUGCGAGAACAAACGGAUGCCCGUGGAACGAAAAAACUUGUAUCGUGGCCGCGUCCAAAGGGAAUGUGGAAUGCCUUCGGUAUGCAAUCGAGAACGGCUGCGAAUGGGAUGUAAAAGGAUACUUGUUGGGUGUCGACGAAGAUGACGAUCCGUCUGUCGUGAUGUACGCGCUCCAAUUAAUGUACGGACCGGCCACGGAUUCUAGCUCGACCGAUGACGAGUAG